Molecule: messenger RNA, 4060 nt
Organism: Thermothielavioides terrestris NRRL 8126
Lineage: Eukaryota; Fungi; Ascomycota; Sordariomycetes; Sordariales; Chaetomiaceae
Exons: 1
Coding region: 64-3741 (1225 amino acids)
Biological process (GO): monoatomic cation transport; copper ion homeostasis
Cellular component (GO): membrane
Molecular function (GO): copper ion binding; P-type divalent copper transporter activity; ATP binding
Source: RefSeq, a predicted model, not a curated record
GCAGCCGAAGACACGCACGGCAUACAGGGGGGGGAAUCGGCACUCCCCAGAUUGCAUAUCACCAUGGCACCCUCCAACCGUCCGCCAGCGCCAGCGAGGGCCCACGAGACCGUCUCAACCUCGUUCCUGCUGGCCAACCUCCACUGUCCCACUUGCGUCUCUACUAUAAAGCGCGCCCUUGGAGAAUCCUGUGGCGGGCUCGUCAAGUGGGUCUCCCCCAACGUCGUCACGUCCGUGGUCACAGUGGAACACGCCCCGGAAGCGUCUGUCCAGCAGCUGCGCAGCGCCCUCGAGGAGAGCGGCUUCGAAGUAUGCGGCAUCUCGACCUCGGCUGGUGACAUAUCUGACCUGGACCUGGACCUGGACCUCGACGCUGGAGGAGGUCAACGGAACGGCCUGAGUCGCACGGGCAGCAUGGGUCACCCAGCCUCCGCCCUCAGCCGGUGGUUCACGCCUUCGGGUUCGCAGGCCUCGCGGUCUCAGAAGGCUAGAGUCCACCUGGAGAACUGCGAACAGUGCCGGAGAACCGUGACGACGGAGGUGGAUGAAAAGCGGGUCCUGGAGACCGUGUCACACCAUGCCAACCUGGUCGCGGGCAAGCCCGCGGCCUCGAGCGCGCAGACGACGGGCACGAACUCGAGGUCGUUCAUCGCCAUAGAGACCGAGGAAGAUGCAUCAUCCCAGCCGCUCUGGAGAGCCACAUUGGCCGUCGGAGGCAUGACGUGCGCCGCAUGUGUCAACAUGAUUGCCGAGGGCCUCAAGAAGCACGACUGGAUCUCAAAUGUGGCCAUCAAUCUCAUCGCCAACAGCGCGACCGUGGACCUGAAGGACGAGGGAAAGGCCAAUGAGCUGGUCCAGGCCAUCGAGGACCUCGGGUACGAAGCAACACUGGAUUCCGUGACCCGCGUGAGCCAGGGAAAGCGCAAAAGCCCGGACAAUUCCGACCUCUGGCGGGCGACGCUCGCCAUAGGCGGCAUGACAUGCGCGGCUUGCAGCAACAACAUCACCAGGGAGAUGUCGAAGAAGGACUGGAUUAGGUGCAUCACCGUCAACCUGCUCACUAACAGCGCCACGGUGGACUUCGAAGGCCGGAACAACGCCGAUAAGCUGGUCGAAGAGAUCGAGGAUCUAGGCUACGACGCGGCGCUAGACGCAGUGGUCAGCCUGGAGCAGGAGGCCGCAGUAGUGCGCGAGCGGACCGUGGAGAUCAAGAUCGACGGCCUCUACUGCGAACACUGCCCGGACCGGGUGACCAAGAGUCUCGCCGGCUUCCGGCGGCAGCUGGAGGUCAUCACGCCACCGACCCGUCAACGGCCGAUCAUGAAGCUUUCGUACGUCCCAGACGCGCCGCCCUUCACCGUCCGGCAGAUCUUGGCAGCCGUCGAGGCCAGCGACCACGGGUUUAGCGCCUCCAUCUACCAUCCCCCAAGCCUCGAGGAGCGAUCCAAGCAGAUCCAGCGUAAGCACCGCAGACAGAUUCUCGGCCGCGUUAUUUUCACCGGUAUCGUCUGCAUUCCCACCUUCACCAUCGGCAUCGUCUACAUGAGCCUACUCCCCAACAGUGAAUCAAAGGAGCACAUCAUGGCCCCGUGGACAUCGGGCAUCAGCCGGGCCCAGAUAGCGCUCUUCAUCAUGGCCACGCCGGUCUACUUCUUCGCCGCCGACCUGUUCCACCGGCGGGCAAUCAAAGAGAUCAGGACGCUCUGGCGACGCGGCAGCAGGGUGCCCAUACUCCAGCGCUUCUACCGCUUCGGCAGCAUGAACACGCUCAUGUCGCUCGGCACCACCAUCGCCUACAUCUCAUCGGUCAGCCAGAUGAUCGCCGCCGCCGUGUAUCAGCCGGCGGCGAUCAACAACUCCGAUUUCUACUUCGACUCGGUCGUGUUCUUGACCUUCUUCCUGCUCCUGGGGAGGCUGAUCGAGAGCUACAGCAAGUCGAGGACCGGAGACGCGGUGGAGAUGCUGGGCAAGCUCCGCCCGACGACCGCGAUCCUGGUGGAGGGGUACGGGACCGAGAAGGAGGAGGAUGUGGCCGUCAAGGCCGACAUGCUCGACUUUGGGGACAUCGUCCGCGUCCCCCACGGCGCCUCCCCGCCGGCCGACGGCACAGUCGUCCGCGGCGAAAGCAAUUUUGACGAGUCCAGUCUGACUGGCGAGUCACGCCCGGUGAAGAAGGUUCUCGGCGACGAGGUGUUCGCCGGCACUGUCAACAAGGGCGCCCCACUCCUGGUCCGGAUUACCGGGGUGUCAGGCUCGUCGCUUCUCGACCAGAUCGUCAACGUCGUCCGCGAGGGCCAGACGAAGAGGGCCCCGAUCGAGCAGGCCGCCGACCUGCUGACGUCGUACUUCGUCCCUGUGGUCACCUUCAUUGCCGUGAUCACAUGGAUCAUCUGGCUCUCGCUCGGGCUCAGCGGCCGGAUUCCGGGCCACUAUCUGGACGUCACCUCGGGCGGCUGGGUUGCUUUCUCGCUGCAAUUCGCGAUUGCCGUCUUCGUGGUGGCGUGCCCCUGCGGUCUCGCGCUCGCCGCGCCCACUGCCAUCUUCGUGGGCAGCGGUCUCGCAGCGAAGCACGGCAUCCUGGCCAAGGGCGGCGGUGAGGCGUUCGAAAAGGCCAGCCGGAUCGACUGCGUCGUCUUCGACAAGACGGGCACCUUGACGAUGGGCGGAGAACCCAAGAUCACCGACUCAGAGCUCUAUCCGGAGGACCCCGGCACCAAGGACACUCUCUUAGCAGCGCUGAAGGCAGUCGAGGAGAACAGCAGCCACCCGAUCGCCAAAGCCAUCGUCUCCUUCUGCGCCAGCCAGACAACCUCCAAAGCAGCCAUCGACAACCUCCAAGAAGUCCCCGGAAAAGGCAUGAAGGCGACCUGCAGAGGCAGCUCUUCCUCCGCCUCAUUCGAACUCGCGGUCGGCAACGAGUCUUUAAUGUCGGAUAUCUCCGUUGCCAUCCCGCCCGAUACCACCGCAACACUCCAGCGGUGGAAAGACGAAGCCAAAUCCGUCGCCCUCGUCGCCACCAAGCCGCUCGACUCGCCCACCUGGACGCUCGCCGCAUCCCUCUCCAUCGCCGACCCGAUCCGCCCCGAGGCGCCGCGCAUCAUCCGCGCGCUCCAGUCGCGCGGCACCCGCGUGUGGAUGCUCUCGGGCGACAACCCCACCACCGCCGCGGCCGUCGCCUCGCAGUUGGGCAUCCCCGCGGACCAGGUCAUCGCGGGGGUGCUGCCGACGGGCAAGGCCGACAAGAUUAAGUACCUGCAGUCGACGCUCAAAGCGCGCACCAGCAGCAGCACCAGCAGCAGCAGCGGCACGACGACCACCGAGUCGACCACGCGGCGCGCGAUGGUGGCCAUGGUGGGCGACGGCAUCAACGACAGCCCGGCGCUGGCGACGGCGGACGUGGGCGUGGCGAUCGGGUCCGGCGCGGACGUGGCCAUCAGCAGCGCCGACUUCGUGCUGGUCAAGAGCGACCUGCGCGCCGUCGUCGACCUGCUCGACCUGUCCGCCCUCGUCCUCCGCCGCAUCAGGUUCAACUUCGCCUGGGCCGUCGUCUACAACUGCCUCGCCCUGCCCGUCGCCGCCGGCGCCUUCUACCCCAUCAUGAGCCGCGGCAGCCACGUCCGGCUCGACCCCGUCUGGGCCAGCCUCGCCAUGGCGCUGAGCAGCAUCAGCGUCGUGACGAGCUCGCUUGCGCUGAGGGCGGAUGUGAGGGGGCUUGGGUUUAGGGAGAGGAGGAUUGAGUGAGGGGGUUACACAGUAUGUUGUUCUCUUUGUUACUGGGAUCUGAUUGCUUGGAGAGGGAGAGGGUUUGCACAGGAGGGUUUAGGAGUUGGUGCUGGCGCUGGCGUGGAGUUUGGGUAGUAGGAUUGGAGUGUGGGAGCCAUCCAUGAUUGCAUAACGCUGAUAGAUACCCAUGGUUUGUUUGUAAUGACAUCCUGUCCGAACUUGUGUUGUUUGGAAUGAUCGUGUUGGUUUGCGACCCCUAGAUGGUGUUGAUCAUUUGGACUUGGCCAGUGAAGUGAAGGACGUGAACUUUGUCUCACAAUGAGUAGUUCGCACCGUG